Molecule: messenger RNA, 2240 nt
Organism: Purpureocillium takamizusanense
Lineage: Eukaryota; Fungi; Ascomycota; Sordariomycetes; Hypocreales; Ophiocordycipitaceae
Gene: PPX1
Product: Exopolyphosphatase
Exons: 1
Coding region: 852-1934 (360 amino acids)
Cellular component (GO): cytoplasm
Molecular function (GO): exopolyphosphatase activity
Source: RefSeq, a predicted model, not a curated record
GGUUUCUGCCUACUGCGCAUCCAACUACGAGGUACCGCCACCAACUCAACCUGGCAGCUAGAUUGAAACACCAACAAUUGGAGCCAGCUCCGGGGGCCGGCCGGCAACCUUCUCUCCAUCACUCAGCAGCCUCUGUCCCUCCAGCCAUCCAGUCCAAUCCACACGCCCCUGGGCAUCUGUCGCCGCAGGUUUCUAUUUCUAUAUUGGCCAACAACAACACCGCGCGCCUCGCGUCUCGGACUUCCCCCCACCCCGUCCACCAUCUCUCCUCCGCUGCCGGCCCGAGCAGCUCCAGCACCUCCCCUCCUGCCGCUGCCGCCGCCGCCGCCGCCGAGUGCCGGCCGGCCAAGUCUGCGCCAUGCCUCCUCCUCGUCCGAGAGCCUCCCUCAAGAGCUUCCUCGCAUCAGCCAAGGCCGCCCUCGUGGCGCCCGCGAGUCAGCGCGCCUCCCCCCUGACCGUCGUGGUCGGCAAUGAGUCCGCCGGUGUGUAGCCCAUUCAUCCCGCCUCUUGCCCCCUUCCCCUCCCCCUCCCCGUACUGCUCGUUUGUUUCGCAAGCAAGGCUUUUAGCCACCCCGCGUGAUGCCUGCGAGGGAGCUGUCAAGUCUCUACGUGGUGGACGGGGUACCACCACCACUACUACGUACUACUACAAACACCGCGCGUGACGGGCGGUUCGGGGCGGCACGACAACUGACUGACGAUUGCUCUCUUCUCCCCCUUCCCUCCCGCUAGACCUUGAUUCGCUCUGCUGCGCCAUCGUCUACGCCUACAUCCGCUCCCACUCGCCGCCGCACAGCCUCCAUGUCCCGCUGUCCAACUUGCCGCGCGCGGACUUCGGCCUGCGCACCGAGAUGACUGCCGUUCUGCGCCGCGCCGGCUUGUCCCCCACGGAUCUCCUGACCUUGUCCGAGUUUCCCCUGCCGUCCGCCGCCGCCGCCGCCGGCGCGCCGUCCGCCAGCUCCGGGGUCGGCGGCGAUCGUGCUGGUGCUGCUAGUGCUGGUGCUGGCGGGCUCGCGCCCGAGGACACGCGCUGGGUCCUCGUCGACCAUAACGCCGUCACGGGCCCGCUCAAGGCCGCGGGCUAUGCCGCCCGCGUCGUGGGAUGCGUGGACCACCACGUAGAGGAGCACCAGGUCCCACAGGAUUCCGCCCCGCGCAUCGUCGAGCCAUGCGGCAGCUGCAUGAGCCUCGUGGUCGACGAGUGCCGCGCCGCAUGGGACGAACUCAGCCAGCAGGACAGCCGCGGGGACCAUGACCUCGUCCGGCUGGGGCUCGCCGCCAUCCUCCUGGACACGGUGAACCUCACGGCCGAGGCAAAGGUCAAGGACAAGGACGUCCGUGCGGUCCAGUACCUCGAGUCCAAGGCGCGGGACGACGGUUUCUGCAGGGAUGAGUACUUUGAGGACAUAUCGGCCGUCAAGGAGGACAUCUCCGGCCUGUCCUUCCGCGACAUCUUUCGCAAGGACUACAAGGAGUGGGAGGACGGCGGCUUAACCCUCGGCGUGAGCUGCGUCGUGCAGGACUUUAGCUACCUCCUCGACAGGGCCGACGGCAGCGCCGCCGCCUUCCUGCAGCACCUGUCCUCGUGGGCCAAGGAGCGCAACCUCGAUGUCGCCGCCGUCAUGACUACUUCCCACCCGAACAGGGAGUUCCAGCGGCACCUUCUCAUUUGGGGUUUCAAUCUACGAGGUGCAGCCGCCGCCAACACGUUUGCAGAACUGGCCGGGGACAAGCUCGGGCUCAAACAGUGGCACGGCGGCGAGCUCGACGACGCUCCCGCCGAUGGCGGCGCUGCAGACGAGGUUGCUGCUAGUAGUACUACUGCUAGCGCUGGUCGCGAGCAGAAUACGAGGUUCGCGUGGAGACAGCACGAUCUCGCUGCAAGUCGAAAGCAGGUUGCGCCGUUGCUGCGCGAGGCUAUGCGCAGGGUGUGAGUUUCCUCCCCCUGCUCUCUCUCUCGUCCCCUCCCUUCAACCUCAAGUCCGUGCGCAAACCAUUGUUUGCCCCCGAUCGUUGCCCGUGGACGGCGGCGCACGUUUGGCCCGGAAAGUCUAGCGGAGGCUUCGCCCGGUAGUGGGGAAACUAGCAGCCCUAUGAAGGACGCGGAAACACAGCAAAGGUUUCAACUUGCAGAUCACGACUGUUGCGAAGAGUCUCGGCCAUGCGGGAUAGUGUCAAGUGGUUGUAUUUGUACAGAGGAUACGUACAGUAUAUACACGAUGUACACGAUGAUUUGGUAC